Molecule: messenger RNA, 1950 nt
Organism: Penicillium vulpinum
Lineage: Eukaryota; Fungi; Ascomycota; Eurotiomycetes; Eurotiales; Aspergillaceae
Product: glycoside hydrolase family 71 protein
Exons: 5
Coding region: 1-1950 (649 amino acids)
Biological process (GO): mating projection tip cell wall disassembly
Molecular function (GO): glucan endo-1,3-alpha-glucosidase activity
Source: RefSeq, a predicted model, not a curated record
AUGACGAAGAUACGGUUCAUUUUGGGCAUAAUUACUUUGCUGUCUAUGACAGCGCAUGCGGUGUCUGUUGUGGGCCAAGACAUACGUGCGGCCAAAAGACAGCAGUUGGGAGAUCGGCUUGUCUUUGCUCACUUUAUGAUUGGAAUCGUCAGUGAUAGAAGGAGUCCUGCAGACUUUGACGAUGACAUGAAGCGUGCUAAGUCUCUAGGGAUCGAUGCAUUUGCUCUUAACAUUGGCGUAGACCCCUAUACUGAUCAAGAACUUCAACUGGCAUACGAUUCAGCUGCCAACAAUGACAUGAAAGUCUUCUUGUCGUUUGAUUUCAACUGGUGGCAUAUUAAUCAGGCUACCGCAGUUGGCCAGAAAAUUGCACAGUAUGCUAGCAAGCCAGCACAACUUAUGGUGGACAACAAAGUGUUUGUUUCAUCAUUUGCCGGGGAUGGAAUCAAUGUUGCGGAACUGCGAGCUGCAGCUGGAAGACCCAUCUUUUUCGCACCUAAUUUCCACCCAGCUAUGGGGACGGAUAUUUCGACAGUUGACGGCCUCUUGAAUUGGAUGGCAUGGCCAAACAACGGAGACAAUAAAGCGCCAACUCCAGGUCACAAUGUUUCUGUGGCCGAUGGAGAUCGAGAAUAUGUCAACGCCCUAGGUGGAAAAGCUUAUGUUGCUCGUCAUUCUGACUGUGAAGCAGCUGUAUCCCCGUGGUUCUUCACGCAUUUCGGACCUGAAGUUUCUUAUAGCAAGAAUUGGAACUUCCCAUCUGAUCUCCUAUGGUUCAACAGGUGGAACGAGAUACUUGCGUUGAAACCUCGAUUCAUCGAGAUUGUGACAUGGAAUGACUAUGGAGAGUCUCACUACAUUGGUCCUUUGAAAUCACCACAUACUGAUGACGGGGCCUCGAAAUGGGUCAAUGACAUGCCCCACGACGGAUGGCUGGACAUUUCAAAACCAUACAUCGCUGCAUUCAAGGCAGGGGAGUCAGCUCCCACAAAUCAUAUCUCAUCCGAUGAGUUAGUCUACUGGUAUAGACCUGCACCACGUGGCGUGGACUGCGACGCUACAGAUAUUUGCAUGGUACCAGCAAACAAUGGCAGUGGAAACUAUUUCAUAGGCCGUCCAGACGGCUGGCAGUCUAUGGCAGAUUCUGUGUUUGUCGUAUCAUUGCUUACAUCCCCAGCCACAGUGCAAGUCAACAGCGGCGGAAACAUCUACAAUUAUGAAGCACCAGCCGGUGCAAGUGCACAGGAGGUGCCGAUGGGAGUUGGCUCACAAAGCUUCGCCGUCGUUCGCAAUGGGCAGACUAUUCUGUCAGGGACCAGUCUGAAGCAGAUUAUAGACGGGUGCGUGUGCGGUUUAUAUAACUUCAACGCCUAUGUCGGAACCCUUCCAGCAGGAUUCAGUGAUCCCAUGCAGCCCGAUGGGCUCGCUGCAUUUAGAUCUGGCCUGCGUGUUAGCACAUGCCAACCGACCCCCUCAUUAGGUACAGUUCCCCCAGCUCCCCCAUCUACAAGUCCGGGCACCACCUUGCCAAGUCCUCCUCCGACUACACCACCAACACCCCCUGGACAAUGUUCGACUGUCGUGAGCACGGUUACAGUUACUAAGACUCUAACCCCGUCAGGCUGUCCUCCUCCAAAUGGUGGUGGAGAUGAUAGCGGCGGAGGGGGUGGCGGUGGUGGAAGUGGUACCGGUGGAGAUGGAGGUGACGGCACCUGUAUUGCGGGAACUGGAGCGAAUAACUACAUUGGUUUGUGCGCCUUUUGUUGCAACUAUGGUUAUUGUCCACCGGGGCCCUGCACUUGUACGCAGUAUGGGAAUCCAGUGCCGCCUCCACCAUCGACGGGAGCGCAUGGGGCACCUCUUGUCGGCGAGGAUGAUUCGUAUCUAGGUCUUUGCAGUUUUGCGUGUGACCAUGGAUAUUGCCCCCCUACAGCCUGCAGGGUUGUUUGA